UGGCGAAACUCUUCACCGCCACUUCACCUCCUUCAAAUCCACCCUCCUCACCUUCAACCGUACAACCAACGCCGCCAUCUUCACCCUCCACCUCAUCUCCGGCACAGUGAUGACCCGGGAGGAUGGAGAAGUUGUCGGCGAGCCUGUCGGAGAUCUGCUGGAGCCCUCUCGCGCUGCCGUUGGACGCGGUGGUCAGCAAGUUUCGUCUGCCCACUCUGGUCCGCCUGGUCCACGGUGAAUGCGUUGAGGGUCUGUCAGAAGAGGAUGUGGUUCUGCUCCACUCUUGUCGUCAGUGGACCACAGUGACAGCUCAUAGCUUAGAAGAAGGGCACUAUGUGAUUGGGCCCAAGAUUGACAUCCCUCUGCAAUACCAAGGGAAAUUCAAAUUGUUGGAUGAAGACAGAGACAUCAGGGAUCCCAUCCAGUAUUUCUCAAGUGUGGAGGAGGUUGCUGGAGUGUUCCCCGACCGAGUAUUUGUCAUGGAAACAAUCACUUUCAGCGUCAAGGUGGUUUCAGGAGAGUUCAGUGAGGACAGUGAGCCAUACAGCUUCACUCUGCAGGCGGGAGAUGAGCUGUCACUCAUGGGAAAGGCCGAGAUCCUAUGUGCCACGCCUACGAAGGAAAAGACAGGACUGAGUGCACUUUUGAAACGCCUGGGAAAGACUCCCCGAACAGAGAAGACAGCAGUAAAUCAACAAAGACAAGUCAACUGUGCCCCGAUCUACUACUCAAGAGAUCUGAUGGACUCAAAAAGUAAAACCCCUUGCCUGGUGUGUAUGAACCAUCGCACCAAUCAGAGCGUCAGCUUGCCUUUUGCCUGCCGUGGGCGCUUUUGCACACGUUCGCCACUGGAGCAAGGUAUGCUGGGUGGAGAGCAUACGGUGCGCAGCAUCAUCGAGAGGGUCCGCCUCCCCGUCAAUGUAUCUGUACCGUCCCGCCCGCCACGAAACCCAUAUGACCGCCAUGCGGUAAGAGAAGGCCACCGCUUCAAGCUGCUCAACAUCGUCAGCAAGACAGUGGUACUCUGUAUGGUGCUUCGCAGACAGGAAGUGUCGCCCUCCCACUUCCUACUGCUACGCUGCAUGCCUCGGUUCAACGUGGCCGACGCCUCUGUGCACACAGCAGCCCUGGAAAGCCUGCUUUUGCGAUACUCCUUUGACCCGGAUGCCUACUCUCGAGCUGUGAGGGAAACCCGCCCUGAGUUGGAGUGUAUGACAGAGGAAUGUGUGAGUCCACGACACUCACGUACAUAUGUGACAACACAGGACUCAUUGGCGCCGGCCCUUCAGCAGCUGUCCAUGUGCAGUUAUGGGGGCGGGGUCUCAGAAAACUUAUCACAGCGCUGCAGGGACUCUCUUGGGGUCCAGUUAGGGGAGGGACCAGGUGAGGAGAGGGAGUACGUCACUCCCGAAUGGACCGAGGCUGAAAUGAGGACCACUGAGGAGAUACCCUAUGAGGAACUUUGGACCAACCAGAAUGCAGACGGCCUAGGGAAGGAGCCAAACCUCAUUUCCUUCCAUUCAUCCACCUCAAUGGAUGGCUCCCUGGGUACAGUGGUGACAACAGUGGCUGUUCCGCCGCCCGUGCCACCAAAAUCUGAUGCUGUGCGAGAAGAGUGUCGCUACUUGAUUGCUCCUCCAGUCCCUCCUCGUGGCUCUAAAUUGGGCUCCAUCUCCAGUCCAGCCCCCAGCCCUCCUGUGCCUCCUCGCUUCACCAAGGCUGCCAUCUCUGCCAGACCCAAUCUUUCUUUCUACUCCUCAGGACUGCAGGACAGCUGCUCACUCUCUCCAGACGCUUCCCUCUACUGUUACCCAUGUUCCUGGAGUGAUUGUCCUGCCCCCAAUCCUGAGCCUGUCUCAACCAUCCCCGCGGACAACACAGCCAACCCCCAGACAGCACAAGCCACCUGGGUCGAGCCGUGGGUGGACUCCUUCACUAGUGGCCCUCGGCUGAAACCGCCGCCCCCGCAAAGUCGCUUCGCACCCUUUGGUGCUUUGAACCCUUUCAACCGUCAGUCCCCUUGCCCAUCACCUGAGCUGUCAGACAAUCCAGAAACCUCUAGAGGGGCAGAAGGAGGUGGGAUAACUGAAGGCUCUGCCGCACCCACCGACCCGACCUGGCGUCCCCCCGCUGACUUGUCCGCGCUGUCAUUGGAGGAAGUGUCGGCCUGCCUGCGUUUCAUAGGCCUGUCGGAGGCUGCAGUGUCCAUUUUCCAGAGGGAGCGUAUUGAUGGUAGCCUUUUAGUUCAGUUGACAGAGGACAUCCUGUCACAUGACUUUCACCUGAGCCGACUCCAUGUCACCAAGAUCACACAGUUUAUACAAGGAUGGAGGCCUAAAAUCUAACACAUAAACACUAUUCCCUGUCAAACAAAUCCAUAGCACUGGCUUUACUCCAGUAGGAGCUGGUACAUUAUCUAUUACAUUGAAAUUCUUAACUCAUUCACUGCCAUUGACAAGUGUACUUGUCAAUUGUGUGUUAGGAUCCAAUUCUGCUCCACUGUUAAUUUCGGGUGUCCAAACAACUGUACCAAUGCACUACCGCCAGCAGAAGAUGGUUAUGAUACACCAUUUCAGAUUUGAUGUCAGAACUUUUUCUUGCUAUGACAUGGUAUGGUGAAAAAAAAUAAUAUAGUGAAAUAUAACAGAUAUUUUAGAUGUAAUGAUGAGAAUAGCUCUUGCUGAAUAAGGAGCCUGUAAAAAAUAUGACCCCAUGACGAGUGUUGUCCGAUUGGGCAGGUUCCCCAAAAUUUGGCUAUUUUUAGGGCGAGAGAGUAAUGUAUUGGGCGGGUUGAUUAAAAAAAAAAAAAUAGAACCCCUUGCCAAAAACCAACAACGGUUGACUAGGCAUGUGCCUGUAUGAGAUUCUGACAGUAUGAUAACCUUAAGCAAAAAUAUCACGGUUUCACUGUAUUGCAAUUGCAGCUCUAAAAUGUGUUACUUUAAGAUAUCUGGAUUUUAAAAAAACAUUGAACAGGAAUUUUAUUUUUUCAAAACAAAUUAGCAAAUGGGAACAUAAGUAUAAUGUUAAAUUAAAAAACAUAUAUUAUGAAUAAGAUUACAAUAAAUGCAGUCCUUUAAGUGAGCAUAAACCCAUAGCCAUAGCUUUGCAUUUAUUAUCAUCAGAACAAAAAUAAUUGAAUUAUUUUCCAUAAAAAGCACAUGUGUAUGACUUGUAUCAUGUUUACAUCACACACACACACUCGCUCAACAAAGACAGUUGCCAGAGAAAAAAAAACACAUAUUUUACCACUGCUAGACACACUAAACACGCUGGAGUUAACUCUUGUAGCUGGUGGGAAUAGCGUUUACUAACCUUUAAUUUUAUAGAAAUGCGAAAUCAUAUUGGAGGUAUUGCCUCCUCAGCAGCCACCCUCUGCAAACAUGUUAUACAUGUCGGUUGGCCCUCCUUCUCUAAGCUGCGGCCGGCCGUAACUUUUCUUCAGCUAAAGUAUUCCCAUACCAGCAAUUUCUUUUUCUUCGAUGGGCGGGGGAAAGUUAAGGAGUUUCACCACCUCCAGCCAUCGUGUACCACAGCUGACUCACUGAUACUGAGCAACAACUGAUGGGGGAGGGUUGAGCCUUGCAGCUGCAAGCGAAUUUUCUCCCUGCAUUUGGGACCUAAAAAAUAGCUGAUACCUUAGGGACUGUAUGGCGGAAAAUUUUGGGGGUUUAGAAACCGUGACGUUUUCAUACCACGUUAUGCCUUGAAACUGGUCAUCGGCACUUGCCUACGGUUCACUCACAAAACACAGCACAUGAAGUGUACUUAGCACAACCUAACAACCGAAACACAGUAUUUGUUAAGAGGGUUACAUUUGUUAAUGCUAUCAUGCAAUUUGAUAGUGCACAAAAAUCAAUAUGUGCAUGAGAAUAUUCAUUUAAAAUCACAAAUAUUAAUAAAAACAAAAGUGUAAAAGCUUUUACUUGUGAAUAGUUGGCUAAGACGUGUUGACCACUACAGGGGCUCCGGCACCGUUAGAGAGCCCAGGAGAUGAACUCAAAUACAGUUCUUUAAUGGGCUCACAUGCAGGUGUGCAUGCUGAAAAUAUUGUAUAAGUUGUACUUCGACAGUGAUUUCUAUUGGCAAACGUGUAUCUUUGGCAUUAAAUAAUGAGUAAAUAUACAGAACUCAACUCCUUUGAUGCUUAUUGGCAAAACAGCAUUGAUUCCACAACAAUAACUUGAUUUUGGCGUAUUUAUUCAUACUGUUUAUAACUUAUAAAACGAAAACAUAAAGAGUACAGAGUUGUAUAAGGGAAACCUUUUAUCAUGAACGGGAAGUUGUAAUUUUGACUGGGGGUUUUUUUUUCCCCCCUUUUUUUCUUCCAUUGAACUGGGCCUUUUUAAUGAUGUGAUUGGGCUGGAGACUGUCUUUCUGAUCUGGCAACCGUGCCUGUGACUGACAUUAAUUCUGCUUCAUAUGUUUUGUUUCACAAUACAACAUUUCUCCACUUUUUGAGAGGAACAGCUACAUUUUCUAAAACAUGCAAUCUAAAACCAUACAUAUGUUCUUUUUUCCUGGCAAAAGAAAAGCAUAUUCUUGUAUGUGGAGUUGUAGAAUGCAAUAUUUGGUGGAUCUUGAAAACAAAAUCAGUCAACAUGUUGAAAAAAAUAGCUUGAAAUAUAAGGUUGGCUUCCUUGAAAACAACUGGCAGUGAAUGAGUUAUGAAAUAACGUUUCACAAUAUGUGUGUACACAUUGCACAACCACAUGAGCCAAAUUGGAUUACUUGGUAGAAGCAGGGCUAGAAUGUGCCUUUUUAGCCAUCCUAAAUGUGCCUUUGACUGUGACCAAGUUAAAUGAAGCCGCUCCCCCCAACUCCUGAACCGACAUUGCAGACUUGCUUUUUGUCUGAAACCCAGACUAGAAUUGGUUUACUAACAAAUGGAAUGACAUACUAAAGAUAUUAUAUUGUGUCUUUCGCACAGCUACAGUCAAAUAUGGUCAAUGCCACAUUAUGGCCAAAGUACAAACUAGUAUAUCGAAUUAUUUUUUUGCACAAAAAUGCUGAAGUUGCUGAAAGACUAUUCUAAGUGUUACCUGAUUAUAGUGGAUCCUUCCAAAUACAAUGCUGAUAAUGAAUGAACUAUCUUGACUACAGAUGAGGAAUAUGAUGCCACUUAUAUGGCCAAAAGUAAUUUUCAGCCUUUUUCAGAUAAACAGAUGCCUUAAAAAAAAAAAUCUGCGGCCAAUAACUGUGUGGCGUAAGAUAAUUAGAAGCCAUCUGCAAUCAGUAAAUCAGUACAUUCGCAACAUUAUGUGAUGGGUGACAUUUUUGUUUAUACUAUAGGAGUCAAUUUUUUUUAACAUUCCCUUUUGAAUAACACAAACUGUUGUUCUGUUUAUAGACAUGUAAAUGUUGACUGCCUCAAAAAUAUAGUUUCUAAAAUGUACCUCAGAUCACUUUGAAAUGCCAUGCAUAAAUAAUAAAUUAAAUCAUGCUUGAUUUUACUAUAUGGUCAUAUUUAAAUUUCAUUUCAUCAGAAAAUAAUGUAAUGAAGUAUUGAACAAAAUGUUGUUGUUUUUUUUAAUACAUGUUUGUUAGUUUUGAGUGAACUUCCUCAAUUUUUCCAAACCCUGAAUAAGUCCCAGUUCAGUCACAUUAGGAAUAGAUAGAACUUUUGAGUUAGUAGCUGUCACUCACUUGAACAAGCUGAAAUCACAGUGUAGUCAAAUGUAAUACAAAUCUGUAGUCAAUUGAAUACAUUAAUUGUCAUGUAUGAAAUGAUUAAAAGCUGACUAAAUGGGAUGAACACAUAAUAGAACACCACCCAAAAACUGUUCAAAGUAGAAUUGAGAACCUUUUCCAAAAAGUGAUGUUUUAUAAAUGAAUAAAUAAAUAAAAAAGGGGGUGGUGGUGGUGGUUAAAACUGAUGAAUGAAUUUAUGCUCCCCUCACUUAAUUCCUGACACCAGACAAGUGUAUUCAGUCUAUGAGAUGAUUGUUUUUUUAGAAUAUUGACGCUUACCCACAUUUCAGAAUACUUGGCUGAAUCAAUUGUGAAAUUUCUUGCUGGAGUCUCCAGCAUGGUCCAGUAAGAGCUGGCAUGGUGUGAACUGGUUUCCAUACACUUCUUCAAAACGUCUCAUGUUGCUUACAAGACGAUCAGCGCCGAAUGAGUCCACAAACCUGAA
Molecule: messenger RNA, 6136 nt
Organism: Corythoichthys intestinalis (scribbled pipefish)
Lineage: Eukaryota; Metazoa; Chordata; Actinopteri; Syngnathiformes; Syngnathidae
Gene: garem2
Product: GRB2 associated, regulator of MAPK1-like
Exons: 8
Coding region: 123-2345 (740 amino acids)
Source: RefSeq, a predicted model, not a curated record